Closterium sp. NIES-65 is the source of this 4857-nucleotide messenger RNA. Lineage: Eukaryota; Viridiplantae; Streptophyta; Zygnematophyceae; Desmidiales; Closteriaceae. The record is from the annotation of a GenBank genome assembly.
AUGGCUACCCCUAGUGUCCUAGCUUUUGACGCUGAGGGUCGCGCCAUUGAUUUUGAGGUCUGGUUAGACGACCUGCAGCUGUUCUUACAGUGCGACAGAGCAGACGGCCUUUCUCUCUUUGACCUCACCUCUGGCGCCUCUCCUGCUCCUGCUGCUGAUGCUGAUCCCACUGUCCGCUCUCAGUGGGCCACCCGCGAUGCUGCUGCACGUCUUGCUGUGCGUCGCCACCUCCCUACCUCUGAGCGUGCGCACUUUAGUCAGUACAAGAGUGCUCAGACCUUGUACGACGCUGUAGUUGCGCGCUACUCCUCCCCUGCCACUGCUGCACUGAGCCGUCUCAUGCUUCCCUACCUCUUUCCUGACCUCUCUGCCUUUCCCACUGUCGCUGACCUCAUUACGCACCUCCACACUAGUGACACUCGCUACCGCGCCGCCCUUCAUGCUGAGGACCACUUUCUCGCAGUCUGUCCCACCACCCUCACCGUCGACCUCCUCGAGAAGGCCCUCCUCGCAGCGGAGAAGAGCAUAGUCGCUGUAGGUGCUUCUCGUGGUGACCCUCGCACCCCCAUCUUUGAGGGGUGCUCUCCUUCCCCCUUGCUGCCCUCUGUUGCCUCUGCUGCUGCUGCCGACCUGCUUGGUCUUGAGUCGGUCGGCGCGGCGUCUGCCCCUAGUGGGAGACGUCGCUCUAGCAAGGGCAAGGGGGGCAAGGGCGCGGGUGGAGCUGGAGGGGGCGGUGGCGGUGGCGGCGGAGGCGGCGGAGGGAGUGGGGGUGGCGGCGGGAGUAGUGGCGGGGGUGGUGGUGGUGGUGGUAGCAGCGGCGGAGACGGUGGUGGUGGUGGCAGCGGUGGUGGAGGUGGCAGCGGCGGAGGUGGAGGCGGCGGAGGUGGAGGCGGUGGAGGCGGCAGCGGAGGAGGCAGUGGUGGUGGAGGGGGCGGAGCUGGUCGGGGUGGUACCCAGCAGCGUAGCGGCGGUGGUGGUGGCCAGCGCUCGCAGCGGCAGCAGCAGCAGCGCUCGCGGGACAUCCCUCCGCCUCAGCAGCUUCGUGAGUGGUACACUGGGCGUCAGAGGGGUGGGGGUACUGGUCCCUACACCUACGUUCUUCGUUCCGGCGACCGCGCGGCGAUCUUUGAUCUUGAUUUUGGUACUGCUGCGCUAGGUGCUUGUGAGGCUGCUGCUCUAGGUGCCAGUGCGUCUGCGCUCUCAGGUACUGGUGAGACUGCGCUCUCAGGUACUGCGUCGCCCUCCUCCUCCCUCACUUUCACACUUGACUCCGGGGCUUCUCGCUCCUUCUUUCAAGACCGCACCACUCUCACGCCGCUUGGUCGGCCGGUUGCCGUCUCCCUGGCUGACCCCUCUGGGGGUCCUGUCCUCUCUCACUUCUCCACUGUCCUCCCGUGUCCGGCUGCCCCUUCGGGCACCCUGUCUGGACUGGACCUUCCCUCGUUCUCUACGAACUUGGUGAGUGGUGCGGACCUGCAGGAUGCGGGGGUUCACCAGUUCACUCCUGCGAGUCAGCGGGUGACCCACUGCACGGACGCACGCACAGGCCGGCACCUGGCCACGUUCUCACGUCGGCCGGGGUCGAGCCUCUACACCCUGACCACUGCGUCUCCUCCUGUCCCUGCGUCUAGUCAGGUAGCUGCGUCAGGUCAGGUGCUUGCUGCUACGUCCCGGUCAGGUCCUGAGUCUGCCCCCUGUUCUUGUCGCCUCCUGUCUCACGAGACUCUCCUGUGGCACCACCGUCUUGGCCACCCGUCCUUGCCCCGUCUUCGGAGCAUGGCUUCCCGUGUCCUUGUCUCUGGUCUGCCCCGGUCUCUCCCUUCCCUUCCCUCCGGGCCAGGACCUUCCUGUGUCCCCUGUGUCGAGGGUCGCCUCCGGGCUACUCCUCACUCCUCCCAGUUCCCCCCGACAGAGGCUCCUCUGCAGAUGCUUCACAUGGAUGUGUGGGGCCCAGCCCCCGUCCGUGGGCAGGGUCACGAGCGCUACUUCCUGUUGGUGGUUGACGACUACUCGCGGUACACCACAGUCCUCCCCUUGCGCAGCAAGGGUGCUGUCACUGAGGUGCUGAUCGACUGGAUCAGCGCGGCUCGUCUCCAGCUCAGGCAGAGCUUUGGCUCGGACUUUCCUGUUCUGCGUCUGCACUCGGACAGAGGCGGAGAGUUGUCCUCUCGCCUUCUGCGAGACUACUGUCGUGCACGGGGGAUCCGCCAGACCUUCACGCUUCCGGACUCUCCACAGCAAAAUGGGAUUGCUGAGCGCCGCAUUGGCAUGGUCAUGGAUGUCGCUCGUACGUCCAUGAUGCAUGCGGCUGCCCCCCGUUUUCUGUGGCCGUUUGCGGUGCGGUAUGCGGCGCAUCAGCUCAACCUUCACCCCAGGGUCUCUCGGCCCGCGAUGUCCCCAGUCUUACUGUGGACGGGGAAGGUUGGCGAUGCGUCGGCGUUCCGUGUCUGGGGAUCUCGGUUUUACCACCCCUCCUCUCGUCGUGUUCUGUCCUCCCAGGACGUCACGUUCGACGAGUCAGUCCCCUUCUACCGCCUCUUCCCCUACCGCACUCCUUCCCUCCCCCCUCCACCGGACUUCCUUGUCCCGACGCAGUUGACCCGGUCGAGGUUACUGGUGACUCUGGUGCUGCUGCGGGAGGGUGCUGGGCAUGGAGGUGCUGAGCCUGGGGGUGCUGAGCUGGGGGCUGCUGAGCCUGGGGGUGCAGCGUCUGGAGCUGCUGAGCCUGGGGUUUCUCCUGCUGCUGCGUCUCGCCGGGAGCCCCUCUCUCCACAGGAGCUGCGCGAGUGGUUCGCUCGCCGCUGGAGGUGUGCUGCUGAGUCUGGGGGUGCUGCUAGAGCUGGAGCUGGAGCUUCUUCGACCGUCGAGGGUGCGGGUGCUGCUAGUCCCGGAGCUGCUGGACCUGCGGGUCCUCCUGGAGCUGGAGCUGCUGAGGGUGUUGGUGCUGAGACUACUGCUGUUGGUCCUGCCGCUGGAGGUGUGGGUGGCGCUGGUGCUGUCGCUGAGGAUGCUGGUGCUGUCCUUGCUGAGUCUGGAGCUGCUGCGCGGCCUCGGCCGUACUUCGUUCCGCUCUUGCAGCAGGUUCUUGGUCUUUCUCCUUCAGUAGAGGGUCCACAGCCGGUUCGGUCGCAGUCACUAUUGGAGCCGUCCUCUCCACUGCCUGCUCCCUCUCCUUACACUGGUCCUACUGGAGGUCUUGCUGAGCGUCGUGAGCCUGCGUCCCGUCCCGCGUCGCCUGUUCGUGCUGCUCGUGCUAGUGGUCGCAGUUCGCGUCAGCGUCCUCCUCCUGUCCCUGGCACGCACCGGAUGUCUCUGCUCGGACUCUCUUCGUGCUGCCAGUCCUACUGUCACGCGUCUCUUGCUACUGUCGUCACUGACCCCUCUUUUGAGUCCACUGCUGCGUCUGCUCUUGUCGCUGAGCUCGUCGACUUUGCUGCUCGCUGUCGUCUAGACUACGCUGCUAGUCUUGUUGCUGAGUCUGCGUCUGUCUGUCCUCCGUCCGUCGGGGGUGAGUGUGCUCUUGGCACGGACGUCCUAGAGGACAGGCAGGAGGAGUUACAGUGUCUAGCGGCCGCUUCACCUCAUCUCGCGUCUGUACUGCUUGCUCCUGAGGGAGACCCGGAUGCACUAGACAUCCCGACUCCGCGCUCUUACGCGGAGGCCGUAGAGGGUCCCUACUCCUCUCAGUGGCAGGCAGCUAUGGAUGUAGAGAUGGCUUCCUGGAAGUCCACAGGCACCUGCGUUGACGCAGUUCCCCCUCCUAGGGCGAACAUCGUCAGUGGCAUGUGGAUCUUCAGGGUGAAGCGGCCGCCGGGCUCUCCACCUGUCUUCAAGGCACGGUACGUUGCUCGUGGCUUCAAUCAGCGGCAGGGAGUUGACUACUUUCAGACCUUCUCUCCCACCCCGAAGAUGACCACUCUUCGGGUGCUGCUGCACAUAGCUGCUCAGCGCGACUACGAGCUUCACUCUCUCGACUUCAGCACUGCGUUCCUGCAGGGUAGCCUGCACGAGGAGAUCUGGCUGCGCCGUCCGCCUGGCUUCACUGGGACUUUCCCUCCUGGCACCCAGUGGAGCCUCCGACGGCCAGUCUACGGUCUCCGCCAGGCACCGCGUGAGUGGCACGACACAAUGAGGACUACGCUUGCGGCUCUUGGGUUUUCUCCGUCUACUGCUGACCCGUCGCUGUUUCUGCGCACCGACACUUCACUGCCGCCGUUCUACAUCCUCGUGUACGUCGACGACUUGGUCUUUGCCACAGCGGACACUGCUGGACUCGCCUACGUGAAGUCUGAGCUGCUGAAGAGACACACGUGCACAGACCUGGGUGAACUGCGCAGCUACCUUGGCUUGCAGAUCACUCGGGACAGAGCACGCCGCACCAUUACCUUGACUCAGUCACACAUGGUGCAGCAGGUCCUUCAGCGCUUUGGCUUCACGUACUCCUCGCCUCAGGCCACUCCUCUGCCUACUCGCCACUCACUCUCAGCUCUGCCUUCGGAUGAGUCCGUAGAGUCGAGUGGUCCGUAUGCAGAGCUUGUUGGCUGCCUCAUGUACCUGAUGACCUGCACACGACCUGACCUUGCAUACCCUCUGAGCAUUCUUGCACGCUAUGUUGCUCCUGGGAGACACCGACCAGAGCACAUGGCUGCAGCUAAGAGGGUAUUGCGCUACCUGUGCAGUACGUCGGGCAUGGGGCUAGUGCUUGGAGGGCGGAGUCCAGUGGUCCUUACAGGCCUAGCGGACGCUUCUUGGGCUGACGACCAGGCUACGCAGCGGUCGUCACAGGGUUACACAGGGUUCCGGCUCUGUCUCCUGGCGGUCUACUCGUUCGUCUUCGGUUCUCGGCUCCAGUUGUGA